AGUUGGUUGGUGUAAAGCACGUGCAAGUGUGUGAUGCUGACUGCUACUGUUCAGUGCUCAGUUUCUGUAUCGCCGUGAUCGUCGUCGUUAUCGUUUUGUCUCGCGUGGCGAUCUACCGCCCAAUAUAGGUUUCCGAGGUGCAUCCCUAUUAGAAAUUCUGAAGUGUUUUCCAUGGGCUGUGUGUGUUGAACAAAGCUGAUAAGGCUUGUAGGAGUUUUCUAACCAUUUGCAACAUUCGAAGCAGUUAGUUUGUCCCGAAAUCAUUCCCAAUAAAGUGUGCUGUUUAAGUGUUGAGUGUCUACUAACAAGGAAGAAUAGAAUAUCUUUUUGGUGGCAUUUUGCGGCAUUUGGUGAAGGUCAGUUGCAAAACAGAGCGCUGGAAGCUAGCCGCUGACCUUGUGUUGUGUUAGUAUAUAGCGCCGUAUAAACACGUUGUUUGGAUAGCGGUGGCGUGAUAGUUUGCAAGAAUCCAACUGUUUGGAACGGAUCGCGGAAGCUACCGCCUACCUUGCAGACUGCUGCAACUGUAGUUCUGGAGCCCAAACAAAUCCAUCCUUAUACUGCGACCAGCGUUCAUUCGUAAAGCAACGAAAAUGUCCGAACAGCUGCAGGAGGAGAAGUUCGAUCGCUUUGGGCGCGUCGAACCGGUGGAAAACUUCACCGCCACGGACACAAACGAGGCGGUGAAGCUGCGCGUUUCCAAGGAAGGAAUCGGUUCGUUGGAUCCGAUAUCGGUGCCGGAUUUGGUCAAUCGUACCGUGCGGGACUAUCCGGACCAUCCGGCCAUGGUGUACAAGAAUGCGCAGAAGAUCUGGACUACAAUUACUUAUAAGGAAUACCGCGAACGGGUCCACAAAAUAGCCAAGGCGUUCAUAAAAUUGGGCCUGGAGCCCCACCACACCGUAAGUGUCCUCGCCUUCAACAGUCCCGAGUGGUUCGUCUCUGAACUGGCAGCCAUCCACGCUGGUGGCAUCAUUACCGGCGUGUAUACGACCAAUUCGGCCGAGUCGGUUAAGCACGUACUGGAGAGCUCCCGGAGCAACAUCGUCGUGGUGGACGACGCCAAGCAGAUGGAGAAAAUCUACUCCAUCAAGAGCCAGUUGCCACAUCUGAAAGCUGUCAUACAGACGACGGCCCCCUACGCGCCGUACGUCAAGCGGGAGGAUGGCUAUUAUCGGUGGAGCGAGCUGGAGGAGAUGAACACCGACGACGUGGAGGAGGAAUUUAAGACUCGUUUGGGGAACAUCGUCAUCAAUAAGUGUUGCUGUCUGGUCUACACCUCGGGAACCGUUGGAAAUCCCAAGGGAGUGAUGAUGUCCCAUGAUAGUCUUACCUGGGAUUCAUACUCCAUCGGAAAACGGUUGGACCAGAUUCAGUAUGGAAAGGAGGUGCUGGUAUCGUUUUUGCCAUUGAGUCACAUCGCCGCCCAGAUGGUGGAUAUAUUCCUGUCGCUACAAUUCGCCUGCACGGUUUACUUUGCCGACAAGGACGCCAUGAAAGGAACGCUGGUAAACACGCUGCAGGAAGCCAAACCAACACGUAUGUUGGGUGUUCCUCGAGUGUAUGAAAAGAUUCAGGAAAAAAUGCUGGCAAUCGGAGCGCAGAGUGGAACCGCCAAGAAAAUGAUUUCCACUUGGGCUAAGAGCGUUACGUUGCAGCACCACCUGAAUGCGAUGGAAGGCAAACCAACCAAUUCCUGGCAGUAUCGUUUCGUGAGAAACCUCCUGCUUUCGAAGGUGAAGGACGCGUUGGGACUGAGUCGGUGUAUCACGAUGGUUACGGCGGCCGCUCCUAUGGAUCCGGAAACGAAGAAGUACUUUAUGAGCUUGGACAUGCCAAUCAUGGAGGCGUUCGGAAUGUCGGAAACCUGUGGAGCUCAUUCGUUGACCACGGUGGAUAGCUACAAUUUCGCCACUAUUGGCAAGAGCUUAGGUGGAUGUGAGACGAAGAUCGACAAGCCGGACGAACGGGGCCACGGCGAAAUUUGCAUGCGAGGACGACACAUCCUGAUGGGAUACGUCGGAGAGGAGCUCAAGACUAAGGAGGCAAUCGACGAGGAGGGCUGGUUGCACUCGGGUGACGUGGGUUACAUCGAUGAUCAGGGAUUCAUUUACAUUACCGGAAGAAUUAAGGAGCUUAUCAUUACCGCUGGCGGUGAAAAUAUUCCACCAGUACACGUGGAAAAUCUGGUCAAGAACGAGCUGAUGCAGGUUAGCAAUGCGUUCCUGGUGGGCGAUAAACGGAAAUUCCUUACCAUGUUGAUCACACUAAAGACGCAUAUGAAUUUGGACAGCGGCGAACCGAAAGAUGAAUUGACACAGGAAACAAUUAACUGGGUGAAGGGAUUGGGCGUGGAGUACACUAAGCUGAGUCAAAUUAUUGCCGCUGGUCCUUGCCCUAAGGUGCUGCAAGCCAUUCAGGAGGGAAUCGAACGCGCCAACAAGAAGGCCAUCUCGAACGCCCAGAAGGUGCAGAAAUUUAAACUGCUGUCCGCUGAUUUCUCGGUGCCCGGAGGUGAACUUGGUCCAACACUGAAGGUGAAGCGAAAUGUUGUGCAGAAAAAGUAUGACGACAUAAUUGAGAAGUUCUACGACUGAUGAUGAUGAUGAUGAACGGUGAUCACCAAUUUGCCAAUACCAAAUAGAAAAUGAAACGCGAUGCUUCGAUGUUUACAUGCUGUUAUAAUUUUUGUUUCGUCUUUAAAAUUUUAUUAUACUGUUUUUUGUUUUCGUUUUUUGCUAAGAGGCUGUUGCCGUAACACCUUUAGCAAUGGGACUUAAAGACACUAUUACGUUCGUUGGGCGCUGCCUAAUGAAAUUCUAACUUUAGCUGAAUUUUCACGCCGUAUACUCCGAUCACGCCGUGGAUCAUACAUUUUAGGAUAAGCUGGUGAUAUUAUUUAGCAAACGUGUACCUACCGGGAAGAAGAUUAGACACAACAACAACAUUGAUUCAAGUAAAGGUUGCACCUUGUUGGGACACGAUAUAUAAUGAUUAAUUCGAGAGAAAUGGCGUUUUUUGUAAAUAUGAUUCCAUUUUAGGAUGUAAUUAUUACCUCAUUAGAACCAUAUUGUUGUCGAAAUGAAUGAAAGUGAUACAAACUUCCUCUGGGCAUCAUUCGAAUAGUGAGUGAGUUACAGAGCAAGCACCUAGAGAAAAUGUUGAGAGUGGAGUUUAGCUGUUAAUUGAAUAAAAUCAAUUUGCCUAUAA
Molecule: messenger RNA, 3210 nt
Organism: Armigeres subalbatus
Lineage: Eukaryota; Metazoa; Arthropoda; Insecta; Diptera; Culicidae
Gene: bgm
Product: very long-chain-fatty-acid--CoA ligase bubblegum
Exons: 10
Coding region: 594-2597 (667 amino acids)
Cellular component (GO): membrane; endoplasmic reticulum
Molecular function (GO): long-chain fatty acid-CoA ligase activity
Source: RefSeq, a predicted model, not a curated record